AUGGGUAGUCAGAAUCGUCAAGGAUUCUAUCAAGGAGGACCACCAGGAUUCCAUCAGAGAGGGAAUUUUUCUCAGGGCCAAGGUUGGAGAUCCCAUCCAGGGAAUAACUUCAAUCAAGGAGGUCCAUCCCAUCAGCCUCCUAACCAAGAGCCCAACCUAUAUGAGAAAACCAUCAAGCUAGAAGAAACGUUGGUGCAGUUCAUGCAAGUCACCUUCUCACACCAAAAGAGCACUAAGUCAGCAAUCAAGAAUCUAGAGAUGCAAAUAGGCCAAUUAGCUAAGCAAAUGGCUGAAAGACCCACUGAAACCUUUGUGGCCAAUACUGAGAAGAAUCCUAAGGUAACUUUCAUUAGGAGGGAAAGUGCUAAGAAGGAAAAGAGAAUUGAGGAGGAUUUAGCUUGGGAGGCCAAAAUGGAGAUACCCUCAGUCCAAGUGAAGAAUGUUCCAUAUCCCUUGGUGCCAUCUAAGAAUGACAAGGAGCGAUACUUUGCUCGUUUUCUUGACAUCUUCAAUGAGCUAGAGAUCACCAUUCCCUUUAGAGAGACUUUACAGGAUGUGUCUGUAGGGAAGGCCCUCAUUGACUUAGGAGCAAGCAUCAACUUGAUGCCUCUGUCCAUGUGCCAAAGAAUCGGAAGUCUGAAGAUAGCUCCUACGAGGAUGACACUCCAGCUAGUAGACCAUUCCAUCACAAGACCAUUCAGGGUAGUUGAAGAAGUCCUGAUCAAAGUCCAUCAACUCACUUUUCCGAUGGACUUUGUAAUCAUGGACAUUGAAGAAGAUGUUGAGAUCAUCCAUUCUGGCUUAGUCAUUCGUGUUGGCUGCAAAGUGUGUUGUGGACAUGGGGAAUGGCAACUUGGAGAUAAGUGUGGAGGACCAGAAAGCCACCUUCAACUUGUUUGA
Messenger RNA from Glycine soja, 900 nucleotides. RefSeq lists its product as uncharacterized. The transcript has 3 exons. Lineage: Eukaryota; Viridiplantae; Streptophyta; Magnoliopsida; Fabales; Fabaceae. The record is from RefSeq and is a predicted model, not a curated record. The coding region runs from base 1 to 900 and encodes 299 amino acids.